GACCAAGGGGGAGGUGCCCGGCCGCUUCUCCCGCGUCCGCCAUUUUGUUGCUGUGGCUAUUGGGAGCGGGCUGGGUAAGACGGCCCGGGAGGCGCGACUCUAGUUGGAGUGCGGUACUUCGUGUGACGGCGAGGAUCGGUGCGGGCUCUUGAGGCUGCGGAGCCGGCGGGUUCCAGGACAGAAGUCACUGGAGCGUCCCCUGUACUCCGGACAGCUGAGAAGCCCGGAGGCGGCCUCUGCUACAGCUCCGCUUCGCCCACUUCGACCCCGAGGCUUUGCCCAGUGUUCCCGGACCGACUCUCCGUGAGGCGGCCCGGUGCAGGAGGGCGGUGCGGAGGAUGCUGCGGGGCCCGGAGCCUAGAGGAUCGUCCUGACCAAACCCUCUGAUUGUUCCUCGAAGUGUUCGAGAGGCCCUUCCUCGACCCCAAAGCCGACAGCGGGUAAAGGCUUCCCGAGUAAGCAAGAGCAGCAGACGCCGCCCAUCCCCGGGCCCAACACCAUGUCCUCCGCCAGGUUUGAUUCUUCAGAUCGCUCUGCCUGGUACGUGGGGGCACUGACUCGCCAGGAGGCGCAGACCCGUCUCCAGGGCCAACGCCAUGGCGUGUUCCUAGUCCGGGACUCAUCUACCUGCCCCGGGGACUAUGUACUGUCGGUGUCUGAGAACUCGCGUGUCUCGCACUACAUCAUCAACUCCCUGCCCAACCGCCGCUUUAAGAUCGGGGACCAGGAGUUUGACCAUUUGCCGGCCUUGCUGGAGUUCUACAAGAUCCAUUACCUGGACACUACCACCUUAAUCGAACCGGCACCCAGGUACCCAAGCCCACCAAUGGGUUCUGUCUCAGCUUCCAACUUAUCUACAGCAGAAGAGAAUCUGGAAUAUGUAAGGACUCUGUAUGAUUUUCCUGGGAAUGAUGCUGAAGACCUACCAUUUAAAAAGGGUGAGCUUCUGGUGAUAAUAGAAAAGCCUGAAGAGCAGUGGUGGAGUGCCCGCAACAAGGACGGCCGGGUUGGGAUGAUUCCUGUCCCUUACGUUGAAAAGCUUGUAAGGUCCUCGCCACAUGGGAAGCAUGGAAAUAGGAAUUCAAACAGUUAUGGCAUCCCAGAACCUGCUCAUGCCUAUGCUCAACCUCAGACCACAGCUCCUCUACCUGCAGUCGCCAGUGCUCCUGGGGCAGCGAUCAACCCUUUGCCAUCCACACAGAAUGGACCUGUCUUUGCAAAAGCAAUCCAGAAGAGAGUACCUUGUGCUUAUGACAAGACUGCCUUGGCAUUGGAGGUUGGUGACAUUGUGAAAGUCACAAGGAUGAAUAUCAAUGGCCAAUGGGAAGGCGAGGUGAAUGGGCGCAAGGGGCUUUUCCCCUUCACACAUGUUAAAAUCUUUGAUCCUCAGAACCCUGAUGACAACGAGUGAUUGCUAUGCUGUCUCUGCUGCUGCCUCCUCCUGCCUGUCAGUCUCCUUUGAAGUGGGAAGUACUCUGUCACAUGCAAGUUACACCGAGCUGCGCAUUCGGAAUGCCUCAGCAGCCGCCUCCCUUGGCAUUUGUAUCAUAGUCAUGCUGUCAAAGAGUAGCUGAUCUUAGAGCUUGUGGAUUAUGAACUGGAAACCCUGGUGGAAGCACACGAUAGAGAGAGUUUAGCCCAGAAUGGCUCUUCCUUCUCAUCACUGCCUUGUUUGUGCUGGGGGCUGACUGUCGUGCUCACCGUAGAGAGAGAGCCUGCUGAUGGUCUGCAUGGAGAUGGCGAGCCUUGGCACAAUCUCGCUGUUGCUGGUCCGCAGAACAGUGGCUUCGCCACCAACUUGAUUUUCUUUGGACAACAGAGGAAGUAAUACUCCAGACAAUUCUAUCCCGAACUCUUGAAGUCUGGAUUGUUUUCAUUUUCUUUGGUUUAGUUUUGUUUUUGGAAGACUAACUAAUUAUAGUUGUGUGUUCUGAACAGAUUUUUAAAUAGCAGGUUGGAUUUUUGUGAUGGUCUAAGGAACAAUCCAUGUCCCUGAGCUUCCAAACUGAAGCCAUUGUACGUAACUAAAAAUAUGAAAAGACCCCCUGAAGUAGAGGCCUUUAGCUUUUGGUUGCCACAGUACCUUGUUUCCCAUGUGGCAGACAGUGCACACAACCAGCAGUCACGGUGUGCUGGGCACUGUGAAGCACAAAGGUGGAGCGGGGGCCUAUUGCAGACAUGGUGGGCCUCUGCAGUGAGCACGCGCCUUUGAGAACGUAGUGAAGUCUGAGGGCCUACAAGAUUCAUGAGCUAAAAUCAUUGCUGUGUUCCACCACAAAGCGCUCAGCCCUUCCUGUGCAGACCUGGCUUGUCCAGACAGCUUGAGAGUGGAGCCUGCUGUGAUUCGCCGCCUGAGUAGAACAGAAUACAGUGCUUCUGAGCUGAAGAAGUUGUCCGUUGACCAUGAGUCAUUUCUCCUGCACGUCAGCUAGUGCAAAUGUCUGAGUCCUCGACCACUCAUGGCAAACCAGAGUUCUAGGACCUUUCUAUAGUGCCCUCUGCUGAGGCCCGUCCUCCACAGAACGCAGUAGGUCUAGAAAUGUAGCAGUGAGUAGAGAGCAGCUCCUGCGUUACAGAGCAUCUUCUGUAACGGCGGCCCAGGCUCUGGAGGCCUUCGGCUUUGAGAACUAAUGGAACAUAUUCAGGUGACAAAACCAUGUGUCCACUAUAUUUAUUUCUCUUAAAGACUUUCUAAAUUUUUGUUUAUGUUGGGUGUGGUGGCCACACCUUUAAUCCCAGUUUAUGUGGGCAUGGUGGCCACACCUUUAAUCCCAGAAAGGCAAAGGCAAGUACAUCUCCUGAGAGUUGUAGGCUCUGCUGGUCUGUGUGUGUGUCACAGGCAGGCAGGCCUACACACAGAUACAGAAAGACCUUGUGUCAGAAGACUACCCCACCUCCUAGAAAACUGUAUGUAGGUGUUUCCACUGUGUGUGUGUGUGUGUGUGUGUGUGUGUCACAGGCAGGCCUACACACAGAGACCUUGUGUCAGAAGACUACCCCACCCCUAAACAGUCCAAGUAAGGAGGCCAGAAAAGGGUGUUGGUUGGAUCCUCUGGAACUAUGGAGUUACUAUGGGUUCUAGGAAUCAAACCUGGGACCUCUGCAAGAGCAGCAAGUGCUCUUAACCACUGAGCCAUCUCUUGAGCCCCAUCAGUGUCUCUUUACAUCAGUAGACCAUCGGGCUGAUAAGAGCCAUAGUAAAGGAUGGUCUUUUGGAGUAGGGGGAGUGUCACGUCUGUGGCGGAAAUUACUUUUUGGUCUCUGAAAGCUGCUGUUUUUAGCCAGACCGAUUGAAUGGACUUAAGUGUUCAGGCUCCAAACUCUGCCUAAAACAAGACUUAAGACUUGCCGUCUGGCCCCUUACACAGUCCAUCCCUAGGCCUUUGAUGCCUCCUCUGGAAUACAUGCCCUGUUCAUGGAGGGCACAACUCCAAGGAAUCGCACUGUCACUGGGGCUUGAACCUUGCGCCUUACUCAUGCUAGAUAACUCAUGCUAGAUAGAUGCGCUCUCUUUACCUUUGAGAUGGAAUUGCUAUAAAUUGCCCAUGCUGGCUUCAAGUUUUCCAUCCCAGGCUCAGCUAAAAUUACAAAGGGUUGAGUCACCACACCCAGCUCUUAAGGUCUUUUAAAACUACAUUUAACUGAAGGGCUUGGUGCCUUUUGAUUAUAGCAGCUUGCUCAGCACAAACAGGCAUUUUUGAAAACAGGGUUUCCCUUCUCCCAAGACUGUUUACCAGCAAGACUCCAUAAGGAAUACUUCAUGAUCAGAAUGUGAUGUAACCCUGGAGUUUGGUUUAUGUAAUCAAUUAAUUUGGCACAUGUAACUGUCUCUCUCUCUUUUGGGGGGGAGGGAGAUUCAAGACAAGAGUUUCUCUGUGUAGCCCUGGCUGUCCUGGAGCUCAUUAUGUAGACCAGGCUAGCCUCGAACUCAAAAAAUACUCCUGCCUCUGCCUCCUAAGCGCUGGGAUUAAAGGCGUGUGUCACCACUGCCGGGCUCAUGUAAAUGUCUCUACAGCUUCCUCAGAGAUCCAGAUCUCAAAAUAAAGACUCAACUUUCUGAACUCUCAGGAUGCGUGCCAACAGUAGUAAUUUCCUGACUUAAAAGCUUAUCGGUUUUUAAUGGUGAAAAUCUUUUCACACUGAUAGAAAGUGGCGUCUUCCCUAAGUCCCACUUCUGAAAAGAUACAUGGCCUCUUCCCGGGGGGAGUCUGAUGGGGCCUUUCGUUUUCCAUCAUCAGUGCUAUGCGUCUGCUCUGCUGUGUUGUGGAAAGUACUGGGUGAUAAACCUACUCGCUGUGGCUGUUCUGUCUGAGAAGGAAACAGUUAGGUAGCCGAGGGCAUUACGGGCUAGUCCUGGGUGACGGCCGCCCACCUCCACCCCCAACCCCUAUGCAGAAGGCAUGCUUGUCACUUCUGCACUGCUUUGAUGCCACCUGCUUUGAGGCUGACAGGGUGCGCUGUCUCUGGUCACCCAGACUCAACCCUCUGCUCACCGGAAGAGACUCUGCCCUCUCUUGGAGUUGCGUGUUCCCGGCACUGUGCCUGCCUUCCUCUACAGCUGUUUACAGACAAGAUGGGCCAAGACUGAUGGCCACUGCUCUUGUAACCUUUGCUCAAAAGAAUAAUGAGCUUUUUUUUUUUUUUAAGAAAAAAAGGGAUGAUGUGUUUUUGUUCCAGGUGUUCAUAAUUUAAUCUUUUAAUAUUAUGUUCAUUAACCUCUUAAAAUGAGUGAAUUCUUGAUUGUUUAACACAGUACCUAAGACUAAUGCUUUCUGUGGACUCCUCACUAGGGAACCAGAGAACCACACCCCUGGUAACUGCUGUGAGCGCAGACACUAAGCUGCUUGUAUAUUCUAAAGGAGCAGGAGGACAGUUCUCUGAGACAGGAGGAACAGUGGCCUUGCUUCUAGACGGUCUUCACUGUGUGUUUUCAAAUGACAUAAAACUCUCGACAUGUAUAACUUAAAAAUCAUAAGCAUCAGGCAAUAAUAUUUUCUGUGUAAGCUUUUAAAAUUAUUUUUGGGGAUCAUAGCUUGUUUUAUUUUGUGCUAUAAAAUUAACAGUAUUAAAUGACUUAUAUUCUUAGAAUACAUUGAGUGUCUUUUCUUAACAGAUUAGUGCCUUUUUAUUUUUGUAUUCCAUUUUACGUUACUGGUCCCAGCAUCAAAACCCUUGUUUCCAUGGCCUGUUUGUACAUUGUCUCAAUAAAACGUGCACCAGCCGGCAGUGGCAGCA
Molecule: messenger RNA, 5235 nt
Organism: Apodemus sylvaticus (European woodmouse)
Lineage: Eukaryota; Metazoa; Chordata; Mammalia; Rodentia; Muridae
Gene: Crkl
Product: CRK like proto-oncogene, adaptor protein
Exons: 3
Coding region: 500-1411 (303 amino acids)
Biological process (GO): positive regulation of ERK1 and ERK2 cascade
Molecular function (GO): protein binding
Source: RefSeq, a predicted model, not a curated record